Malania oleifera is the source of this 3600-nucleotide messenger RNA. RefSeq lists its product as uncharacterized. The transcript is spliced from 8 exons. Bases 804 to 3362 code for a protein of 852 amino acids. NCBI's taxonomy places the organism in Eukaryota, Viridiplantae, Streptophyta, Magnoliopsida, Santalales, Ximeniaceae. The record is from RefSeq and is a predicted model, not a curated record.
UGUCUUCUUCUCUCCCUCUCUCUCUCUCUCUCUCUCUCUCCCUCUCUCUCUCUCCUUCUUGAACGCUCUGUUUCUUCGCACUUUCGUUUCUUUGUAUCUUACUGCACAGCUAGGGUUUCUUUUUUGUACUUUGGAAGGAGUAGAACCUCAUUGGUACGGUUUUGUUUUUGUUUUUAAGCCGAAUCUUUUUUUUUUUUUUCUCUUUUCCUUGUUUUUUUAUUUUUCAUUCCGUUUUUCAGAUGCAUAUGGUUGAAAAUUUAAAUUUGUACUUUAUGUUUGAUUGGUGAGCAUGUGAAAGCCGAGGGAGAAUGAAAUUUUCCAUCUAAUUCUUAUGCUGUUUUGGUUUUUGGAAGAAUUAGAUUUUCCUCAGCUGGGCCAUCUAGUUCUUUUCGGCACAAUCGAUUGGGAUUUUUAUUCUGUUUCCCUGAAUUAUAAAAAUCUAGAACGAAAACGAUUGUCUCCCCUGGUAGCAAGCAACCGGAGAAUCAUGUCUACAAUGGAAUAUGAAGGAAUCAUGAUUGCGCGGGAUUUCUAGACUCUCGAGGGUAUUGAUUCUAUUGAAGGAUUUAAUGGUGGAUCGAUCUGAUGAUUGUAUGCCAUUGCCUUCAUCUAGCUCUAUUCUGAAGAUUGACGGCCAUGAUGAUCACGAAGAGUGUGAUCAACUUUGUGCAGAUGCAGUAAUCUGAUCCGGGAAGAAGAGUCUGACCAGCCGUAUUUAAUGUUUUAAACCAUAGGCACAUUUUUUUUCUGUGUCUACUGCAAAGUCUUGCUGCUGUAUGAGUCAGACUUAAUAGUUUAAUCUAAUGGCUGUUGCGGAUUUACACAAUCUUUCUGUGAUUGAGUCAUCAUUCCUUAGAGAGUCUCAGCCUUCUUCAUCAAGGCAGAGCUCUGAUGAAGGGAGGGCAAGCGCCCGGGCAUCCUCGCUCCUGCAAAUGUGGCGAGAACUUGAGGAUGAGCAUUUGGUGAGCCAUGCCCAAGAUAGAGAGAGAUUGCAGCGUCAGAGAACUGAUGCAUUCAAUGCUGACCUCCUGAUCCUGAACUUACCUGAAAGCCAAGGAAGUGAACAGAGGGGUAGUUCAGAGGCUGCGACUGAGAGUGAGAAUGAAUGCGAAACAUGGUCGCAAGGUCAAACAGAUUCUAGGAAUUAUCAUGAGGAUCGCAAUAGUUCUAUAUGGGAGCAGUCCCAUGAUUUUGGGGAAGUUGAAAGGGAGAGGGUAAGGCAAAUAUUUCGGGAAUGGAUGACUAGUGGUGCAGGGGAACAUACCUCAGGUGUUCCUCAAAGGAACAGCAAUUCAAGGGCACAAUGGCUUGGUGAAAAUGAGCGUGAGAGGGUCAGGGUUGUAAGGGAGUGGAUACAAAUGACUAGUGAGCAUAGAGCCAAUUAUGGUAGCAGUAGCGAUGAACAAGCUGAUGAAAUCUGUGCUCAGAUUGAAAGAGUUCGUGAUGGAUUGGUUGUUAAUCAUUUUGAGGGCCAAACUGAACACGCCCGGAGGGAUAUUCGUAGACUAUGUGGUAGACAAGCUCUGCUGGAUAUGCUACUGAGGAGUCAAAGGGAAAGACAAGGAGAGCUACAGGGUCUGUUGGAGCAUCGGGCAGUGUCAAAUUUCGCUUAUCGCAAUCGCAUUCAGUCAUUACUCAGGGGUAGAUUCUUGCGAAAUGGAAGAUUGGUUAAGGAAGAGAGACCAACUUCUGUAGCAGCGAGUGAAUUAGGUUUAUUAAGACAAAGACAUACUGUAUCUGGUUUAAGGGGUGGAUUCUUCUCCAGAUUGGACAGUAUUGGACAUGGUCAUGUAAGCACUGACAAUUCUGACAUCUCAUCUAACAAUGAAAUUAAUGGUUUUGGAAGUGAAGGUCAAGCAGACAGUUCACAGGAGGUCCUAGGUGAAGUCACUGAACAAUCCGUGCAUGAUGUUGAGGAAAGUGACAUCCAUGGGCUCUCCGGUAACACGCAACACUUAGGAGGCAAUACAGUUAAUGAUGUAAAUUAUGAUGAAUCUGCUGCUGCGGGAGGGGUGUGGCAGGAGCAAGUUUCAGAAAAUGAAGAAAGGGACUGGCAACAGACCGCAGCUAUUGAGUUUAGUGAUGGGAGAGAGAGUUCUGGAGAGGACAUGGAUGGAAAUCUGCAUGGAAGCGCUUCUAAUGAAUGGUUCCAAGAAACUUCAGAAAAUGAAAGAGGAGAGCACAGUUAUCUGCAAGAGCCCAUUGGGAUAUUUCAUGAACAGUCUGAGCCUAGUAAUGAGGAACAUGGGACACAUGGAUUAUCUGAUCGGUCAAGUGAUAUAGAUGGUGGCAUGGUUGAUGAUAUAAAUGGGCAAGAAUCAGCUGCCAUAAUAGAAGAUUGGCAGGAACAAGGGACUGAAAGUGAAGAAAGAGACUGGCAAAGUUUCACCAGUGUGGAAUUUAAUAAUUUGAGAGAGAAUGGAGGACGUGAUAUGGAUAGAAAUUGGCAGGAGAUUUCUGUUCAUGGAUGGUUACAAGAAACAUCAAGAAAUGAAACUGGUGAACACAAUCGUCCGCAAGAAACCCAUUCAGAGUUGCAUGAUGAUGGUUCUCAAGAAGCUGUUGACAAUUGGUUAGAAGGGCCUUCUGCUCGAGAACCUGUUGAUACAUUUUUUUUACAAGACGAUGAUAAUGUGUACAAUAUGGAACUGAGGGAACUUCUAAGCAGGAGACGUGUCUCUAAUCUUCUUCAUAGUGGUUUCCGUGAGAGUUUAGACCAGCUGAUACAGUCAUAUGUGGAAAGGCAAGGCCGUGCUCCUGUUGAGUGGGAGGAGCAUGAAACAUUGCCUUCUCCUGGUGAUGAGCAAGAUCCGGAGCAGCAGACUGAAGAUCAAAAUAAUGGUCUGUCGGUUGUUGUUGAAACACCUGCACCACAUUCACUCCCGGGGCUUCCAUCUCAGUCGCUUUGGGACCAGGAAUUACACCAUGCUAAUUGGCCGCAGUACAACACACAUCAGCGCUUGGGAAUUCAGGAGUGGGACAUCAUUAAUGAUUUGAAGGUAGACAUGGCUAGGCUUCAGCAGCGAUUGAACAAUAUGCAGAGGAUGCUAGAAGCCUGUAUGGACAUGCAACUUGAGCUCCAGCGGUCAGUAAGACAAGAAGUUUCUGCAGCUCUGAACCGGUCCAUGGGUUUAGCAGAGGCAUCCGAAAAUUCUUCACCAAAGGAUUUGUCCAAAUGGGAUCAUGUGAGGAAAGGAAUCUGCUGUAGAUGCUGUGAUUGCAGUAUUGAUUCUUUACUGUAUAGAUGUGGGCACAUGUGCACGUGUUCAAAAUGUGCAAAUGAGUUGGUUGAAGGCAAGGGAAAAUGUCCAAUGUGCCGGGCACCAGUCAUUGAGGUUAUCCGCGCAUAUUCCAUCCAAUAAUAAAAGACAGAAUAGCUGGAACGACAAAAAAUAUUGUGGGUCUUAUUGACAUGAUAUAUUUAUGGAUGUUUGGUUAUUAGGUAUCCUUGAUAAAAAUAUCAUGUGGAAAAAUAAAAUAUUAUUUUUCGGCUCGAAUUUUCUCUUUUUUGGCCACAUUUUCAUCCCACUAGAUGAAACUCCAACUGAUUUUGUAUGUUUGGCAUGUAUGCACAAAUGAAAUGAAAUGGAACCUUUAUCA